Molecule: messenger RNA, 1581 nt
Organism: Magallana angulata
Lineage: Eukaryota; Metazoa; Mollusca; Bivalvia; Ostreida; Ostreidae
Product: eukaryotic translation initiation factor 2 subunit 1-like
Exons: 8
Coding region: 87-1070 (327 amino acids)
Cellular component (GO): eukaryotic 48S preinitiation complex; multi-eIF complex; eukaryotic translation initiation factor 2 complex
Molecular function (GO): RNA binding; translation initiation factor activity; ribosome binding
Source: RefSeq, a predicted model, not a curated record
AAACAAUGGAUGAAUGAGUUAACAAAUUUAAACUUGCAUCAGUUCAGAAUUUAUUCCUUAAAAAAGAGACUGUGACAGCCAGCACAAUGGUGUUGACGUGUAGAUUUUACAAGAACAAGUAUCCAGAAGUAGAGGAUGUUGUUAUGGUCAAUGUUCGCUCCAUUGCUGAGAUGGGAGCCUACGUACAUCUACUGGAGUACAACAACAUUGAGGGCAUGAUUCUCCUAUCUGAAUUGUCCAGAAGACGUAUCCGUUCUAUCAACAAACUCAUCCGUAUCGGCAGGAAUGAAUGUGUUGUUGUCAUAAGAGUGGACAAAGACAAAGGAUACAUUGAUCUUUCAAAAAGAAGAGUCUCACCAGAGGAGGUCACCAAAUGUGAAGAAAAAUUCGCUAAAGCAAAAGCAGUUAACAGUAUACUACGCCAUGUUGGAGAAUUGAUGAAGUUCCACAGCGAUGAACAGAUGGAAGAGUUGUACACAAAAACAGCCUGGUUCUUUGACGACAAAUACAAAAAACCCGGGGCCUCCUAUGAAGCCUUCAAACAUGCUGUAACGAAUCCUGAAAUUUUGGAUGAACUGGACAUUGAUGAAGAAACAAAGAGUGUUUUACUGCAGAACAUCAAAAGGAGGCUUACCCCUCAAGCAGUCAAAAUCAGAGCAGAUAUUGAGGUUGCCUGUACAAAUUAUGAAGGAGUAGAUGCUGUCAAGCGAGCUCUGAAGAAAGGUCUGGAGCUGUCUACAGAGUCCAUGCCAAUCAAGAUAAAUCUGAUUGCCCCGCCCUUGUAUGUGAUGACAACCUCCACCCUGGAGAGAACUGAGGGCCUAGCCACACUCAACAAAGCCAUCGCCAGCAUAAAGCUCACGAUAGAGGAGGCCGGAGGAAUAUUCAACAUACACAAACAGCCACGUGUGGUAUCAGAUAUUGAUGAGAUUGAGCUGGAAAAACAGUUACAACAGCUGGAGGCUGAAAAUCGGGAAGUGGCUGGCGACUCUGAUGAAGAGGAUGACGUGGAAGGGAUGGGAGAGUUAGAAGGAGAGGAGCCAGGGGAGGAAGAAGAGGGAGAAGAUUGAUGGGGAGGAUCCAAAUAUAACUUAUAUCUAGGAGUGGAAACGGGGACAGAAUCAGGCAACAAACCAUGAACUCUAUAACAAACACUUCAAAGAGUGCUAAUCUAUAUAACUAGGUGACAACUGUGAAAAUUGGCAAAUUAAUUCUAAUGGAAAGUUUAAAGAAUUUGAAUUGAUAUUCACUUAAUUACAUAAUAUAUUGAUGUCUGAUGUGAGAACCAAUAUUUGUAUCCCAUUUUAUGAGAAAAUUUUGUUUAUUUGCCUUGAAGUAAAAUGUUCUCAUGUGAAGCUUACAGCUUGUGUAAGAGUGAGUGGGGCUGUCAAAUGAAAGCUGAAUUUGUGAAGGUUUCAGUCACUUUAUGAAUGUAGUCUCAUGUUCAUUUUUAUUGUAGUGUCUGGAAAUAUAAUAUAAAUCUGUCACAUAAAAUUUCUUUUUUUUUCCUGUAAUAUUCUGUUGUACAUUUAUCUUGUUUCACCAGUCACCAUUCAAAUAAAUUAAACCAUUGAAAAAAGA